Molecule: messenger RNA, 3201 nt
Organism: Saitoella complicata NRRL Y-17804
Lineage: Eukaryota; Fungi; Ascomycota; Saitoellomycetes; Saitoellales; Saitoellaceae
Product: a-pheromone processing metallopeptidase Ste23
Exons: 1
Coding region: 1-3201 (1066 amino acids)
Biological process (GO): peptide catabolic process
Cellular component (GO): mitochondrion; cytosol
Molecular function (GO): metalloendopeptidase activity; metal ion binding
Source: RefSeq, a predicted model, not a curated record
AUGGCCGGUACGAAGAUCAUAACCGAGGCGAUCGAGAAGCCGUUGUUGGAUAACAGGAGCUACCGCUACAUCCGUCUCCCGAACCAACUAGAAGCUCUCCUCGUCCACGACCCACAAACAGAUAAAGCCUCCGCCGCCCUCGACGUGAAUGUGGGACAUCUCUCCGACCCGAAGGAUCUACCAGGUCUUGCGCAUUUCUGUGAGCAUCUGUUGUUUAUGGGAACGGAGAAGUAUCCGGAUGAGAAUGAGUAUGCGAAAUAUUUGAGUAUGCAUUCGGGGUUCAGUAAUGCCUUUACCGGCCUCGAUGACACGAAUUAUUAUUUUGAGUGUGGAGUUGGUGAAGGGGUUUUCGAGGGUGCGUUGGACCGUUUCGCGCAGUUCUUUCGGAAACCGCUCUUUUUGGAGGAUCAGAAGGAUCGUGAAUUGAAGGCUGUGGAUUCGGAGAAUAAGAAGAAUUUGCAGGUUGAUAUUUGGAGACUCUUUCAACUGGAGAAAUCGUUGUCGAAUCCGGAGCAUCCGUAUAAUUCCUUUGGAACGGGUAACUUGGUGACGUUGAGUGAGGAGCCGGCGAAGAAGGGGUUGGAUGUUAGGCAGGAGUUGUUGAAGUGGUAUGGAGAGAAUUACUCGGCGAAUUUGAUGAAGUUGGUCGUGUUUGGACGGGAGGAAUUGGGUGAGCUCCAGAAGCUGGUCGAAGAGAAGUUCUCUGAUGUCGUUGACAAGAACCUGCCUAGACCUGGGUUCCGUGGUUAUCCCUUAACCGAGAAGGAGCUGAAGAAGGUCUGCUUCAUUAAGCCUGUCAAGGAUAUCCGUCGUCUUGACAUGACGUUUACCUUCCCCGACACCCAACCGAACUACGCCUCCCAACCUGAACGCUACCUCUCUCACCUCAUCGGCCACGAGGGUCCCGGCUCGAUCCUCUCCUACCUCAAGAAGAAGUCCUGGGCGAACGGGCUCAGCGCCGGUUCCACCCACGUCACCGAGGGCGCCGACAUGUUCAAGAUCAACAUCGAGCUUACGGAGGAGGGUCUUGAGAAAUAUGAGGAAGUAGUCGAAGCCGUAUUCCGCUACAUCGCCAUCAUGAAAUCCCGCGAACCAGAAGAAUGGGUAUGGAAGGAAAUGGCAAACAUGGCCGAAGUCGGAUUUAAAUACGCGGAAAAGUCUCCUGCGAGCAAGUUUACGAUGAGUGUUGCUGGGUACAUGCAGAAGGGGUAUAAACCCGAGGAAGUUCUGAGUGGAGGAGAGCUCUUUAGGAGGUAUGAUCCGAAGGCGAUUAAGGAGUGUUUGGAUGCGUUGAGGCCGGAUAAUUUCCGGAUCUUCUUGAUUUCGCAGAAGGAGCCUAACGCCGGGUUUACGGAGCAGGAGAGGUGGUAUGGAACGGAGUACCGUCUCGAGCCCAUCUCCUCUAACUUGCAAUCUGCCAUCGCGGACGUCAAGGCUGAGGAGGGCGAGCUCAGGUUCCCCGGCGUGAACGAGUUUAUCCCGACCAACUUUGAGACGCACCGCAAGGACGUACCAGCUGAGGCUCAGGCUAAGCGUCCGACGUUGAUCAAGCACACGAGUUUGAUCCGCUUUUGGCAUAAGAAGGAUGAUACGUUCUGGGUGCCCAAAGCGAAUGCGAACUUCUUGUUCCGCACUCCUCUGGCGUAUGCUACCCCCAAGCACAGUGUCUUGACGAGGUUGUACUGUGAUUUGGUGAAGGACGCGUUGAAUGAGUACUCGUAUGACGCUGAUCUCGCCGGUUUGGAGUACAACCUGUACCCGGACCAUGAGGGGAUCAACCUUCAGCUUUCGGGGUACAAUGACAAGUUGCAUAUCCUUUUGGAGAAGAUCUUGUCCCAUCUCGCUGCCCCACAGAUUACUGCGGACAGGUUUGCGGUGACGAAAGAGCGCUUGAUGAGGGCGUACAAGAACUUCGAGCAAGAACCUGCUGUGAAUCAUGCCGUUUACUGGAUGGGAUACCUCAUGUCCGAGACUAUGUGGAAUAACGAGGAGAAGUUGGCCGUCGUGGAUGCCGUCACCCUCGACCAAGUCCAGGACUUUGCGAAGGACUUGUUGAAGGAGGCUCAUGUCGAGGCUUUGGUACAUGGCAACAUGUUCAAGGAGGACGCAUUGAAGCUCGCGCAGUCUGUCGAGGAAGUCCUUAAGCCGGCUGCGUUGGCACGGUCACAGCUUAUCAGGAAUAGGUCGUGUCAGUUACCGGAGAAUGCGAAUUUCGCGUUCCCCCGCCCUGUGCCGAAUCCUGAAAACUUGAAUUCUGCGAUUGAGUAUAUGGUCGAGGCUGGUAAUUUGAUGGAUGUUCGUGGUAGGUCACUCUUGAUGCUUCUUUCUCAGAUCGCGAAUGAGCCUUGUUUCGAUCAGCUUCGAACGAAGGAGCAACUUGGCUACAGUGUUUGGAGCGGAGCGAGGAAGACCACGACCGCAAUGGGAUUUCGUGUCAUCAUCCAGUCUGAGAGAAACACAGAUUACCUCGAAUCCCGUAUCGAGUCCUUCUUGGUCCAACUCCGCGGUAUCAUCGCGGAUAUGAAAGACGAGGAAUACCAAACCCACGUCAAAUCCAUCAUCGACAAGAAAACCGAGAAACUCAAGAACCUCGGACAAGAAACCAGCAGGUAUUGGCAACACAUCUUAUCCGGAUACUACGAUUUCCAUCAACUCGAUGCGGACGUGGAGAACCUCAAGACUAUCUCGAAGGAUGAUUUGUUGAGGUAUUAUGAUGAGUAUGUCAUGCCCGGAUCCGCGACAAGGAGGAAGUUGUCGGUUCAUAUGCAGAGUCAGAAGGCUGUCCCCGACAGUUUGCCAGCACCGGCGGAUCACAGCAAGUUCAUCCAGGGCUUGUCUAUGUUCCUCAACGCGAACCAACUCGAGGUAUCUACUGAGGACCUACAAUCCCUCCUCGUGGGUCUCGAGAACGGUGCUAUGACCGAGCUUCCGGGUAAACUCCGUACGUACCUCAUCGACGUGAAGAAAGCCGACCCAUUAAAAGUCGAUGCGGCGCUCGCUCAAGGUAUGACAAUCUUGCAGGCACAGAUGCCCCAGGCUGCCGCUGAGGAGAAGGAGGUGAAGGCUGGAGAUGAGGUCAAGGUGGAGUAUAUGCAGGUGUUGGAUACUACGGCUUUCAAGGCGGGAUUGUUGCUUUCGCCUGCGCCCAGGCCUGUUGCGGCGUUUGAGACGUUCUAUGAGGCUCCGGAGGCGAAGCUCUAG